Molecule: messenger RNA, 288 nt
Organism: Peronospora belbahrii
Lineage: Eukaryota; Oomycota; Peronosporomycetes; Peronosporales; Peronosporaceae
Source: the annotation of a GenBank genome assembly
AUGGAAGCCGAGGUGCAACGUACAAAAAGCUUUGUCAUGUGUGAUCUGGCCGCUCGGCUCAGCAUUAAACUGAUAGAAGCAAAUGAUGCAACGUACUGUUUGUUCCUGACCGUUUCAUCCUAUCCCAGAUAUAACGGACUCUUGGUCUCGCCCACAGUAACAGUUUCAUGUCUCCGACCAGGUGCUACAUUUGAAGCAACAGUUUCUAAAGAUAUUGAUUGCCCAGAUUACGAAAGAAAGAUGCAUUCACACAAUAUCGAAUCAAGCCACAGGAACAACUUUUUGUAG